AUAGGGCAGAGGGAGCUUAUAAAUUGGCCCUGGUAAAGGCUGGGGGAGCUGAGUCCCUGGGGACCAUGGCAGAGGCAUUCGGCCGUUCUUUCUCAUUAUCGCUGGUCCCAGAUGCAUUCGUUUCAUAUUUAUUGAGCACCAGCUGGGGUUCAGAGCUCUAAACGGGAGUAAAUGCUCCCCCGCCCUUGAGGACCAUUUCAGAAGGGAAGUGUCUUCCUAUCCUCACUAGUGGGCAGGGGCUCCCGGAAGGAGCAGGGCAGCUGUCUACCUUCUCCACAUCCUCAGUACCAGUGCCUUGUCUGGUUUUCAUGAUCUAAAGGGGUUGGGGCUUUAGGAGAUGGGCUGAAGUCAGGAUGGCCCAAAUGAGGCAGCAGCCUGUGAAGCGGGUCCCCAGCCUCAUCAGCUCAUGGCCACCCCCACGGACUGCUCCUGCACUAUAGCCGGCUGUGGCUCCCUGCUGCCCACAGGGCAGGGCCUAAAUUUCCUCGUCUGACAUUUAAGGCAGAUCCUAAAUUGGAUUCAGCCUGCUGUUGGGGCAAAGUCUGCCUAAAGGCUCCAGCUGCUUGCCUUCCUUUGUACCUUUGCAGAUUAUGCAGCUCUGACCGCUCCGCCCCACCCCAUCCCUGUUGGUGGGCCUUCCCAGCCUCCUUCCUUCCCCUGGUUCCUCUUUUUCUUUUUGAGAUGCGAUCUGGCUCUUUGGCCCAAGAUAGCCUUAAAUUCCUGAACUCAAGUGAGCCUCUGGCCUCAGCCUCCCUAGUAGCUGGGACUACAGGCCCAUACCCAGCACUGUUACAGGCUGAUUACAGAUCUGCACCCCUCACUUCCACCCCCAGGGGUUGGCGUCAGCUCCGCUGUUCCAGCAUGGAGCACUUGCACAAGCUGCACGCCCUCACCUGCACACCCAGAUCCUUACCCAGACCUCGUCCCCAGCGUCCCCCACCUGGCCUUCCUGUCCUCUGCCUGCUUCAUCUCCAUCGAAGCUCUCGGCUUUCCCUCUGCGGAGCCUAAAGCGGCCACCCUGGGGGCCAUGCAGAGGGCUGGGGCGGGCGGCCGAAGGGCCUCGGACUGUGGGCCCACCCUUUACCGGCCCAGGUGCAUCACCAAAUUCGCCCAGUAUGUGGGCUCCUUCCCUGUGGAUGACCUGGAUGCGCAGGAGGGCGUGUGGCUGGUGCGGCAGCAGCUGUGGGCGCUGAAGGACUGUCCCCGACGCCGAGCAGUCAUCCUGAAAUUCAGCCUGCAGGGUCUCAAGAUCUACAGCGGGGAGGGAGAGGCACUCCUGAUGGCCCAUGGCCUGCGGCGCAUCCUCUACUCUACCUGGAGCCCAGCCCGCUGCCAGUUUGCCUUUGUUGCCCGGAACCCACGAAGCCCACCCAGCAGACUCUUCUGCCACCUCUUUGUGGGCAGCCAGCCUGGAGAGGUUCAGAUUCUGUACCUGCUGCUGUGUCGCUCCUUCCAGCUCGCUUACCUCUUGCAGCACCCUGAAGAGCGGGCACAGCCUGACCUUUCCCCCGGGCCUGCAGGGGACGUGUCCCCGAAGCCACUCUCCAGCCCUGGGGUCCCUGCUACCCUGGUGCGGGAGCCCUUCAGCCAUAAUCAGCUCACGCAGAACGUCCAUGCCCUGGUCUCCUUGCGGCGGCUGCCAGCAGAGGAGCCAGGGGGCACUAGUGGGAAGGAGCUGUCCGAGUCGGAAGGCCGCAGUGCCCGCCACGCCCGCCUGGGGAACCCCUACUGCUCGCCCACACUGGUGCGCAAGAAGGCCAUUCGCAGCAAGGUGAUCCGCUCUGGGGCCUACCGGGGCUGCACCUACGAGGCCCAGCUGCAGCUGUCAGCGAGAGAGUCCUAUCCUGCUGCAUGGGAGGCGUGGCCCCGCAGUCCUGGUGGGCCCCCGUGCCUGGUGGAGAUCGAGGGCAGCCUGACAGAGAACAUCUGGGCUUUUGCCGGCCUCUCCAGGGCCUGUGCACUCGCUCUGCUGCGGAGGGAUGUGGUUGGUGCCUUCCUACUGUGGCCUGAGCCUGGCGCCAGCGGCCAGUGGUGCCUGUCUGUGCGGACACAGUGUGGUGUGGUGCCCCACCAGGUCUUCCGGAACCACCUGGGCCGGUACUGCCUGGAGCACCUGCCGGCAGAGUUCCCCAGCCUGGAGGCCCUGGUGGAGAACCACGCUGGGAUGGAGCACAGCCUGUUCUGCCCCCUGGACAUGGGCCGCCUGAACCCCAUCUACGAGGAGCAGGAUUGUGGGCCCGAGGGCAGGCCCCCCCGGACUCUGCGGCCCCUCAGCCACGCCAAGUCUGAGGCAGAGCUGCUGGGCCUGGGUUAGGAAGUGGGCCCUGAUCACAGGCCAGUCUGGCCCUGGCUCCAGCCGCAGGAGCUGCUCCGCCCUUCUCACACCCCAGCGGCCGCCAUCUCUGUCGGUCUCUGUCCCCGGACCAGUCUUCCAUCGCUUCACUGCCUGCAGGAGGGGAGCCCUGAGAUUGCGUGUGGGGCUCGCCCAGAUCCUAGGAGGAGCAAGUGGAGCUCCAGGCUUCCUGGAACUUCGGGGUGAUGGGGGUGCUUGUCUUGCAGGCUAACGCUUUGCUCCUUGCACAAGAGCUUUUCACUGGGUGAGUGGUACAGCCCUCUCCCCAGGAGGCCAGGCCUUAGUCCUUGCCUGGGAGGCUCUGGAGAGCUCCUGGCAGGAAACCAGACCCAUGGAGUGUGAUUCCUGGCCCCCGAGCUUUUUCCUUCUGGCCCAGGAGCGCCCAGCACAGAGCUGCCCUGCCCAGCUCACCCUGCAGACCACCUUGGUUUGAUGGCUACCUCAGACAGCCACCUGAUCCUGGUGUUUCCUUUGAUAUAGGCCUGGCCGUGGUGUCAGGGCCACCUUUCUCACCAAGCCAGGCCCAUGGGGAUGAGACAGAACAGAGUCCCCAAAGGUAGAGAGCCCUGUCAGAGGAGCUGGGCCUCAGCAGGCGGGGGAGAGCUGGGGAAGCCAUUGGAGUGGAAGGAGGUGGCCGUUCCGGUGCCUGAUGAGUCCAGGCAUCACCUUCGUAAGACUUGGCAGAUAAAUAUGAAUAUACCCAGCCAAGCCGUGGGACAAGUUCAUUUUGGAUGAAAUUGUAUUCCUGAGGCCGAGCCAGGUUAGGAGUCUUGGAACCACCCUCUCUGCCAUCAGGGUGUGGGGGUCUGCUGAUCAGUGCCUUGGAAGUAACAGAUUUCUGACUGGGCAGGGGGGCAGCCCCAACAGAACGGAGAGGAGGCAGGCACGCCUGAUGUCCCAGCUGGCAGCCCCCGCUAGGACAUGAUCUUAGCUAGGGACCUUACCACUUUGAGUCAGGUGCCACUAGAACUAGAGGAAUGUCCUUUGGGGCUCUUUUCACUGGAAACGUUGCACUGACUGCAUGCUGAAUGUGAGUGGGCAGCUGGCACUCCUCUAGCCACCUGUGCUGGAGCCCACCCUUCCUGGGCAGAGUGCUGGUCUCUGGGGGAGCCUCUGGCAUCACUCCCCCAGCAGGGAGAGGGUUAGGGAAAUCCCACACCUAGGACUGCAGCUCCAGAGACCGGCACUUAAGGAAGCCUGGCGAUUGGCCAGCACUUGGGCCAGACUGUCUUUGGGAGGGGUGGGGCGUGCUAUGGACCAGCUAAGAGGGGUGGAGAUUCAGCAAGCCCCCUAGCAUCCCUCCAAGCAGCGUUUGUGGAUCACGAGUUACAGACAGGGCAGGGGUUUUGCCCAUGGGUGCAGGUCCCUGUGUCUUACUCACAAACCACAGUUUUGUCUUUGUUCCAGCUAGCACCAUCCAGGAAGCCCAACUUUCCUUACUGUGUGGACUGUGAGACAAAUAAAAUGCAUUUCUUCUGA
This is a messenger RNA of Chinchilla lanigera (long-tailed chinchilla), 3832 nucleotides long. It is a transcript of the gene Sh2d5, whose product is annotated as SH2 domain containing 5. The coding region runs from base 1028 to 2314 and encodes 428 amino acids. The transcript has 10 exons. NCBI's taxonomy places the organism in Eukaryota, Metazoa, Chordata, Mammalia, Rodentia, Chinchillidae. Gene Ontology annotation, cellular component: postsynaptic density. The record is from RefSeq and is a predicted model, not a curated record.